AUGGACACUCCAAACACGUCAAUCGGCAAUGGUACCAGCACCAACACCUCUCAUCUCAAGCAGCACAAGUCCUCCUCCUCUCUAGGCUCUUUGUACGAAGUUCUUGCCGACCUUGAUGACACCCAGCUGCAGUAUCUCAUUCAAGAGAUGAACCACACCGGUCAUCGCAACGUGCCCGUAUCCCAGGCGGUAUCAGCUUUAGAGGCGCAAGCUCCCCUCAGCUCCCUCAGCUUCACGACCCCAAGGACGUCAGACCCUGUGCAAGAACCCCAGCGGCGACUAUCCAAGUCACAACAAGGAAAGCUCCGACUCCAGACUGCAUUUCGAAGGACCCCCUCGCUGCAACAGGGACGACACGGUCAUACAGGAAGCCAUGGCGCCCGGGACGCGAACGUGGACGGUGGAUCCAGAGGCUCAUGCAGCAGCCCGAGCACGGUCCCUACAACCCAGAGCCGCGAAUCUGCCCACAAGCAUAGCGGCUUGCCCGAGGCGUCCGAUGGUACCAUCUGCUCCGCGAACCUCGACUCUCAAAAAGGUCACUGGCUUUCUCGGCCACCAACAGAAAACAAAAUCGACGCUGGUGCGGUGCAGCCACCAAUUGAAAGAACCAGACGGGAAGGGCCCACCUACAGACGCAUCCCCCGACCGGAUUUUAGUCUCCCCGAAGGCGUCACUGUCGUGGACCUGCUUCACCUUCUCGAGGUCGAGUACCUAUCCUCCAAUUCGUCACGGUCAUCCUCCCCUAGCUCUACAUCUUCUCCGUCAUCUUUAUCUUCCCCAUUUCCGACGCAGCGACUGGUUUCGGGAUCCAAACACCUGAACCAAUUACCAAUCUGGCCAGGGUCACGACCGCUACGAAGACACACGUCACGAUUGGACAUGGCUCUAGACGUAGAGCGCUCAGCUUCUGGUGCAAUGGAGAUCGGAAUGGGCAUGCUCGAGCCUCGGGAGCUGAGAUCCGCUUCGCUAGGAGCACCCGCCUUCGAUUCUAUGGGCCGUACGUCUCUCGAUACUUUUGAGCGCAAUUUCAAGGGCGAAAUGCCGUCUUUUGCACCACCAAUUGUUUACGAGGGGAUAUUUGAUGUUCUAGAGAACCAAUGA
Messenger RNA from Colletotrichum graminicola M1.001, 1101 nucleotides. RefSeq lists its product as uncharacterized. The transcript has a single exon. The coding region runs from base 1 to 1101 and encodes 366 amino acids. Lineage: Eukaryota; Fungi; Ascomycota; Sordariomycetes; Glomerellales; Glomerellaceae. The record is from RefSeq and is a predicted model, not a curated record.